AUGCGAAGGAAGGCAGCCGCCGACCGCGCCGAGAAGACGGCCAACCAGCGACCCAGCAGCACAAGGGCAGCAGGCGCCGGUGGCAGUUCAAGCACUAUGCUGAGGCUGUACACUGACGAGUCGCCCGGACUCAAGGUCGACCCUGUCGUGGUCAUGACGCUGUCUGUUGUCUUCAUCUUCAGCGUUGUUGCUCUUCACGCAGUCAUUGCCAAGGUCAUGCGCCGCUUCUCCGCAUAG
Exserohilum turcica Et28A is the source of this 237-nucleotide messenger RNA. RefSeq lists its product as uncharacterized. Lineage: Eukaryota; Fungi; Ascomycota; Dothideomycetes; Pleosporales; Pleosporaceae. Gene Ontology annotation, cellular component: Sec61 translocon complex. The record is from RefSeq and is a predicted model, not a curated record. Gene Ontology annotation, biological process: intracellular protein transport. The coding region runs from base 1 to 237 and encodes 78 amino acids. The transcript has 2 exons.